Messenger RNA from Notolabrus celidotus (New Zealand spotty), 4267 nucleotides. RefSeq names its product nucleolar protein 8 (gene nol8). The transcript is spliced from 18 exons. NCBI's taxonomy places the organism in Eukaryota, Metazoa, Chordata, Actinopteri, Labriformes, Labridae. Gene Ontology annotation, molecular function: RNA binding. The coding region runs from base 283 to 4005 and encodes 1240 amino acids. The record is from RefSeq and is a predicted model, not a curated record.
ACAUGUGAGGUAACAACAGUUGGUUCUUUCAGCCCGGAUUAAUAAUACCUGUUAUUUGUUCGCGAUUACUCCACUGCUAUAUUUGUAAAGUAGUUUAACUGUGUUUAGACUUUAUCUGCCAUACUUUUAAAGAUGUAUAUUCAUUUGGCUUUGUUGCCGUUAAAGGAUAAGGCAGACAGUGGGUCGUUUUGCACUUAUUUACAAGACUUCUGUAGAUAUUAAGGGUCCAGAUUUCUUCUAGCUGUCAGAGAGCAGUGACCCUGCUGUUGGGGAAACAGUGCAAUGCGGCGCCUCUAUGUUGGAGGGUUGAGUCACACAGUCACCCAGAAGGAUCUGAAGGAUCGAUUUGGAAAGUUUGGAGAUGUGGAGGACGUGGAGCUCCGUACCAGGAGAGAUGAUGAAGGUGUUCCUUACAAAACCUUCGGCUACAUUAACAUCGACAUUUCGGAUGCCGACCUGAAGAAAUGUAUGACCGUGCUGAACAAGUCCAAAUGGAAAGGAGGAACUCUGCAGAUCGAAGCAGCUAAAGAGAGUUUCCUUCACAGACUGGCUGAGGAGAGGCAGGCGGCAGACGAGCAGCGCCAGCAGCCUCAAGAAGCCGAGGACUCGAGACUGAAGAUGUUGGACUCACUGAGUAAAGCCGGAGUGGAAAACUUCACCAUGAAGGCUGCAGUGCCAGGGACUGAAAUACCCGGACACAAGGAGUGGGUCGUCAGUAAAUUCGGACGAGUCCUCCCCAUCCUGCAGCUGCGGUGCCAGAAAGGCAGCAAAGCUCGAACCCAGAAGUACGACCCCUCCAAAUACAGCCACAACAUCCGCAAGUUGGACCGGAACACCGAAGAGCAGCACACACCUAUCACUCAGCUCACCUGGGAGAUACAGGGAGGGGACGAUGACAUCAGCAAGAAGAGGCGCGGAGAGUUUCCUCCAUUUGAGCCCUCGAGGCCAAAGAAGAGCCGGACUGACACGGUCAACUCUCACAAUGCAGUGAACAGAACCAGAUUAAAGCCGUCUGUUCACUCCGUCGAUCACACCAAAGAACGUCGCUCUACCAACGGUUACCAACCAACGACAAACCACAGACCAGCUCAGAGGAGGGAGGUUCAGUUUCCAGUGAAUCACAAUGACGAUGAUUCGGACGAGGAAAUCCGCAGAAUGGUGGCGGCUCAGGACUCCUCCCGUGUCGCGCUGGAGGAGGCAGACGAGGAUCACCUGGAAGUGGUCGGACUCGACUACUUGGAGAAGAGUGGACGCUCCCAUCUGCUACGAAGAGAUGACAAAGAGGAGAAAGAGUACUACUCUGCAGACACAGAUGAACUCCUCGCCUCCAAAAAACCUCCACUGACGCAGGAGAGACCGACUCCGCCCACGGUAAAAAAGGGGAAGACGAAGAAAGCAGUUGAGGAAGAGGAGGAGUCAUCAGAUGAUGAUCACCUCAGGUCGACGAAGCUAAAAGCUGAAAAGAGUUCUCAGAGCCUAAGUAAGAAGGUGAAUGUCGUGCCUGUUGUGGAAUCAGAAAGUGAUGAAGAUGAUGAAGAGGAGGAGGAGUCAUCAGAUGCUGAAGAUCACCUUUGGCCAACAAAGCUUCAACCUGAAAAGAGUUCUCAGAGCCAAAGUAAGGAGGGGACCGUCGUGCCUGUUGUGGAAUCAGAAAGUGAUGAAGAGGAGUUGGAAUCAGCUGAUGACUCUGACUCUGACUAUGAAGCCAUGUUUGCUAACGUCACUCAUCUGGAGAUCUCCCUCGCUGAUCUUCAGAGGAUAGCUGAAGAAUCCGAACAGACCUCCGAGACCACAACUCCCAGCAUGCUCGGCUCCUCCUCCAAACAAGGAGACGUGCUUAAAUCCGCUCCGAAGAAAGGGACCACGCCCGAAGAAAUCCUGGCCUCCCUCAUGGAGGACAGCAGCGAUGAUGAGCAGAAGAAGAAGAAAAAGAAGAAGAGGAGAGCGGACACGUCGACGCCGCUGCCGGCCUUCCUGGGGACAAGAGCGCUGAGCAAGGGAUUGGGAACAGAAGAGGGGGAGGAGGAGGGAAGAGGAAGAGAGGUUAAGAAACAGAAGCUGGACUCUGAAGCUCCUCGACUGGAGCUCCAAGAAACUACAACCAGCAGGACUCUGAAGGUCACAGAACCAGAGAAGAAGACUUCAGAGAGCAGUGAAGAAGAGGAGGAGGAAGAAGGGGAGAGUGAGGAUGAAGAGGAAGAAGAGGAGAGUGAAGAAGAAGAAGAGCAGGAGGACAUAAAGGAGGUGGAGAAGAACAAGGCCGCUGAAGGAGUUUUAAAAGUUGUUCAAACUAAAGCUACAGGGAACACUGAGAAAACUGAGGCUGGUUCCUCCUCCAGUGAUGAUGAAGAGGAAGAAGAGGAGGAGGAAACAAAGGCAGGUCUUACAAAAGCAGCAGCAAAGACCUCACCUUCAUCCUCCAGUGAAGAAGACGAGGAUGAACAAGAUAUAAUUUCUGCCAAAGAUGCUGUAAAAGCCGCUCCUCUACCUGCUCAUCAAAGUGAGUCCUCCUCCUCCUCUUCUUCCUCAUCGUCCAGCGAAGAAGAGGAGGAGGAAGAAGAAAAGCCCGCUCCUCCUCACAGGGUGUCGCUGGGAGCUAAGGAGGAGGAGGAGCGACAGAGGAAGGCGAACACGAGGAGGCUGGCUGCCGUCCAGCAGAGACAGAGAGAGACUGAAGAAGCCAAGAAGCUGAUUCAGGGAGCUCUGGCCAACCUGGAUGCACCUGCAGCCGGAGGAGGGAAACACAUCGUCUUUGGCUCUGAUGAUGAUGAGGAUAGUGGUGAAGAAAAAAAGCAGCAGGCAAUGGCAGGGAUCACAACGCCAAAGAAGACACUGUUCAAGGACAGCCAAUCAGAGGACGAGUCAUCAAGUGACGAGGAGGAAAUGGCGAAUAAGAAGGAAAAGGUGCAUCUGAAGCCGUCUGUCCCUCAGCUCUUCAGUGCCAGUGAUGACGAGUUGGACAUUGAUGAAGAGGAAGGCAGCAGGUUUGACAUCAGGCCUCAGUUUGAAGGCCAAGCCGGGCAGAAGCUGAUGGAGCUGCAGUCUCGCUUCGGGGCAGACGACCGUUUCAGGAUGGACUCUCGCUUCUUAGAGGAGGAGAAGGAGGAAAAGGAGGUGGACACAGAGAGAAAGAGGAGUGUGACGGAGGACGAUGAGGCUCUGGAGGAGGAGAGGAAGAAGAACUUGUCCAUCCUGCAGAGCGUCCUUGGCAGCAGCCAACAAACCUCCAGCAGCAGCAAACCAGCCGUCAAGGCCAAAACCUUCAGAGAUGUCUCAGCGUUGCAUUACGACCCCAGCAAAGAGGAACACGCUGCGUUCGAGACUAAAACAGAGGAAACCAAAGAAAGCAAAGCAGCCCGGAGGAAGAAAAGGGAGGAGGCGCAGAAGCUUCCGGAAGUUUCUAAGGAGAUUUAUUAUGACGUCUCCGGUGACCUGAAGGCCGUGUUUGGUGCCUCAAAGCCCGAAGUCACAGAAGAAGAAGAGAAACAGAACUGGGACCAAGAGGAAGAAGAACAGGAGGAAAUAAAGGAGGAUGAAGAGCCGACCCUGCUGUCAUCUCUCCUCUUAGCUGAUGCGGGCGCAGAGACAGAGGAGGAUCUGUCUGGGUUCAAGUUCUCUUUCUUUGGAGACGACGCAGAAACAGAAAGUAAACAAACAGAAGAGUACAAAGUAGAGAGCAUUCAGGGACCAAAGGUGUCCUGGCAACAAGACCCACGUUUCCAUGACAGCAGCUCAGAGGAGGAUGAAGAAGAGCGGAAAGAAGAUGUGGAACAGACAAGCAUCGCCACUACAACCACAGAAAAGGAGACUCCUGCAAACAAUGAUCGAUUCUUCUUCUUCCUGGAAGACAGCAGACUGACAGAGGGUCCCAAGUUGUUCUGUCGUUCCUCUCACUUGGAGGAGCAGAGGGAGCAAUGGGAGGAGACGAGGACUGCACUCAGACAGGAGUACCGCAAGAAACACAAGGAGGCCCGCAGGAAACUAAAGUCCUCUCAGAAGAGCUGAGGAGUGUGGGAGUGUCAUCAUGAUUCUUCCUCUUGGUGUCAUUUCUCUUCUCUGGACUGAAUAAAGUCCUCAGCAGGAGGGACCCUGAAUAUCUCCUGAAAACACAGACUUUGACAGGAAUUCAAGAUCAUCAGUGUUCGAUUUAUUUUGUAUUUGAAUACAGACAUGUUGUGUGGUAUGAGCUUCGGUUUGGCUGUCCUCUUCAGCCUGAGGUUCAAACCUUGUUGUAAAAAUGAAUAAACCAACAAGCUUGUUCAUGCUA